Messenger RNA from Monomorium pharaonis (pharaoh ant), 9758 nucleotides. Its product is annotated as SLIT-ROBO Rho GTPase-activating protein 1. Gene Ontology annotation, molecular function: protein binding. The transcript has 13 exons. NCBI's taxonomy places the organism in Eukaryota, Metazoa, Arthropoda, Insecta, Hymenoptera, Formicidae. The coding region runs from base 2257 to 6231 and encodes 1324 amino acids. The record is from RefSeq and is a predicted model, not a curated record. Gene Ontology annotation, biological process: signal transduction; negative regulation of cell migration. Gene Ontology annotation, cellular component: cytoplasm.
UGCGAGCGAGCGAGCGAGCGAGCGAGCGAGCUAACGGGGACCAGAAAGGAGGGCGGAAGAAGGGGGAGAGACCCGUACUCGCGCGCGCGAGAGACCGAGAGGGAAAAUCCGGUUGCCUGGCGACGAGCCAUCUAGUUCGAUCCCAGCCAGCUACUCGACCAGCCACCCUCCUCCUCCGGUUUCUCUUCGUCAUCGUCGUUGUCGUCGUCGUGGUGGUGGUGCUGGUGGUGGUGGUGUCGUCGUCGUCGUCGUCGUCGUCGUCGCAGGAGCGACGACACCGCCGUGCCGAGGAAAACGGUGCUCUGCUCCGCUCCGCUCCGUUCGGUUCCGCUCCACUCCACUUUGUUCCGUUCAGUGUUCUGUUGCUUCGGCUCUGGUUUUCUUCCCGAGAGCCGAGAAAAGACCGUCCUCUCUCUCUCUCUCUCUCUCUCUCUCUCUCUCUCUCUCUUUCUCUAUCUAUCUAUCUAUCUAUCUAUCUCUCUUUGAGAUCGUUUUCUCGCGUGGGACGCGCGUCCAACAUCGAGAGAUCGUGGCUGUCCAUUGUCAGCGCCUUCGUUUCCGAUCCGGCCAGCUCCGUAGGAAGAGUUGAGAAAAAUCAUCGUCUUGAUCGCGGGUUCGUUGUCCGCAUUGCGAGGCAUCGGCGAUUCGAUAUCCUGGACGCGGUUGUCGUCGUCGUCGUCGUCGUCGUCGUCGUCGUCAAUGUGUGUGUGUGUGUGUGUGUGUGUGUGAAUUUCCAACGACGCGCGGGGACAUUUUCGAAAGACGUUUCACGCCGAGAGUUUAUCCGGCUGAUCUCUUCCGCGGCGCGAGUGUGCGUGCUUCGAACGGUGUCUGUCUGUCAUCGUGACGUGACAGCGUGGGAACUUGCAAAUAUUACGCCCACGCUCUUUCUCUUUUCCCUUCAGCAAGAGGGAAUGAAAGAGAGACUGUGGCAAGUGCGUUUCCCAAGGACGUCGUUCCCGGUGCAUCUCGCUGGGCUGCGCGCACAGGUGGUGUCCUUCGUCUGCCGUAACAAAGCAAGAGGAACUGCGCCCGGCGUCGUUUUCGCCACAACGAAAUUAUAACGAACGAUGUUCUCGCGAGAAGAAGAAUAGACACAGGAACCGCGGUGCGUUCUCUGUUCACGAAUCACUUUCCGAAAGAAGAAGGCUAAGAGAUUACUUUCAUACACACAAAUAAUAUUUAUUUACUCGAAAUAAAAUAUAUUACAUAAGUGUUGUGUAAAAUUAAGACAAAUAUAAAUGUCUACUAGUAACAUUCAACGUCGAAUUCCAAGUAUUGCAUCGAAUUGCAUAACUAAAGGUGCCAUUUUGCCACUAAUUAAUUUAAUCCCCCCGUAAGAGUGCCGCAGUUGUAAAAAGAAAGAUAAUAAGAUAUUAAUUAAAGAAAUAAAAUUGAGAUAAAGAUAUCCAAAUCAAUUUAAAAAAUACAAGUCAAAAAUAACGUCAAAUAAUUAAAAAGAAACUGGGAAGAGAGAGAGAGAGAGAGAGAGAGAGAGAGAGAGAGAGAGAGAGAGAGAGAGAGAGACGAAGUGUCAUUGAUUGUGCGAUUAAUUUGCGAAAUAGAAAAAGAAAAGAAUUAAGAAAACGCGACAAAGAAAAGAGAACAGCGUGACAUAUCGGGGCAGGAAGUGUUUACGAGGACAAAAUCUCCUCGGCGAUUUGAUUUAAGUGCAAGAGGUACCUAAUAAGAAACGGAGACGAGGAAAAUGAACCUGGACCGCCGCAGUUCGCGAGAUCUCGCAGGCAGGAUCCUGGGGAUGACAGCGGUGGUGGUAGUCUUCGAUGAAACGCCGUCGUACGGUUUAACGACUUAGAAUUUACAUUUACACGUAAAGGUUUGCGCUCGAUAAUUGACUAUCCCUUUUUGUAACGUGGCGUAAGAUCAUCGCCAACUAUCGAAGAUCAAGCAGUUUGACUGAACAACGACGAAAACUCACGAUCUUUUUUUUCUUGACAUGUAAAUCCGGCAACGAAUUGAGAUAAGAAAGAGUAGUUUCUCGAGUAAUCAUCCAUCCAUGAAUAUAAUCUUCCGAAUUGCGUGGAAAUUUCUGCAGCGGAAUCCAUAACACAGCGACAAUCGCACAUUGAGAUCUCACGAUUAAAGUACGAGACUUGUCACUCACAUGAUAGAGAUCUCGCAGAUGCGUAAUCGAGAUUAAGUGAUAAGAAGAAAUUGUCUCGUCUUGGCGACGUACUCCUUGGAAAAUCUUCGGAUCUCUUUCUCACGGACAGAAUCUACACAAUUCACGGCAUCAUGUUCCAGUGCAUUAUACAACAAAGGAACGGCUGGAUCCAUCCUUACACUCCUGAUACCAAGGAUGUUUUUCCAGAUAUACGGCUACAGCUGAACGAGCAGCUGCGAUGUCUCGACGUCAGAAUGGAGGCGCAAGUCGCCCUCGUGGCCGAGCUCCAGGAUUUCUUUCGCAAAAGGGCAGAAUUGGAACUAGACUACAGCAAAUCCCUCGACAAGAUGGCCAGGAGCAUACAGUUGAGACAUAAGGAGCAGAAACAAAAGCGGGAACAAUGGCCCCUGUUCUCCAGCUACGCCUGCUGGCAGCAGCUCGUAAACGAGACCAAGUCUCUCAGCAGGGACCAUGCCGCCCUAUCUGAGGUCUAUAGCACCCACCUCGUGGGCCGUCUCAAUCAGGUGAUGGAGGACGUGCAGCGAAUUUACAAGCGUUGUCGCGAGAUUGGCUAUGAGACGCACGAAGAGAUACUGCGAGUGCUGCACGAGUUGCAUACGACGAUGAAGACUUACCAUGCCUAUCAGGCCGAGUCCAGGCAAGCGGAGACGAAGCUCCGCGUCGCCGAGCAGCAACGCAAUAAACUCGAGGUGGCGAACGCGGACAGUCGUGAGAAGCUCGCGCGCAGUAAAAAGUACAAGCUCAUCGAGAAGGAAGUCAACAAGAGGAAGAGCAAGUACCAGGAGGCAAAACUGAAGGCACUCAAAGCGCGAAACGAGUACAUUCUAUGCUUGGAGGCUUCGAACACGACGAUACACAAGUAUUUCGUCGAUGACCUGUCUGAUCUCAUUGACUGCAUGGACUUUGGAUUCCACAAUUGUAUAGCAAGGGCAUUGCUAAUGCACUGUAGCGCGGAAGAGGGUAGGCAGCGUUCCUUGCAAUCUGGCGCCGAACAAUUAGCUGCGUGCGUCGGUGCACUCGACUCCCGAGCGGAUAAGCAAAGAUUCCUGGAGUCUCAUCAUGCAGCCUUUAUGAUUCCUAAGAAGUUUGAGUUCCAAGGACAGCGUGGAGAUGAGACGCCCGAGCCCGAACUGCAAAAGAUGCUGCACUCGGAGAUGGAGCAACGAUUGCAGCAGUUACAGCAAAGGGUGACGUCGUUACGAACCGAGUCAGAAGAGGUGUGGAAGACACUGGAGACAGCAGAGGCGAGCUUGCUCGAGAUGCUGACCGCCAAGGAUUACGAUUGUUCGAGAUACUUCGGCGAGAACGCUGUAUCUACGUCCAGGCCACCAGAGACGUUACAGAUCAAGUUGCGAGCUGACAGACAGGAAACUGAAGAAUUCUACCUCACAAAAUUCAGGGAAUACCUUCUUGGUACGUCGAGAAUAGCCAGGUUAGACGCGAAACAGGAGUACAUCCGGCAGAGCUUGCUGGAUGGUUCGAACGCCAGCCCGAAUCCGUCGAUUUCUGCGUCGAAGCAGAAACAGGCGCGUCGCAAACGGAUCGGUCGCCUGCAGAUGAACGGCCAACCGAAGUUAUUUGGCGGCUCGCUCGAGGAAUAUCUAGAGAGCACAAAUCAGGAGAUACCGCUGAUCAUGAAGAGCUGUAUCCGCGUGAUCAAUCUAUACGGCUUGCAUCAUCAGGGUAUCUUCCGCGUGUCGGGCUCGCAGGUGGAGAUCAACAACUUCCGCGAGUGGUUCGAGCGUGGCGAGGAUCCACUUGCGGAUGUUACUGACGCUUCGGACAUUAACAGCGUUGCCGGGGUACUGAAACUUUAUCUGAGGGAGUUGCGUGAACCUCUCUUUCCCAUUAUUUACUUCGAGCAUCUAAUGGAGUUGGCCCAGCUCGAAUCGAAGCAAGACUUUGUCAAUAAGAUGAAGGAGAUGAUUGCGAGUCUACCACGACCGGUCGUAAUCGUCAUGCGAUAUCUUUUCGCUUUUCUCAACCAUCUGUCGGAGUUCUCGGAUGAAAACAUGAUGGAUCCAUAUAACUUGGCUAUCUGCUUUGGCCCGACCUUGGUGCCUGUUCCGGAAGACAAGGAUCAAGUCCAAUAUCAGAAUCAAGUCAACGAGCUUAUCAAAAAUAUCAUCACGUUUUGUGAGGAAAUCUUCCCAGAGGACAUCGGGGGCACUCAGUACGAGAAAUAUAUCAGCAGAGAACCUGAUGACGUGGAUGUGGGAGAUUCGCCGACGGAUCAAGUUCAGGAAGAUAUGGACUCGGAAGUUUACCCAUCUGAAGACGAAUCGGAGAAUCUUGAAGCUACAGCGCAGUUUGAUUUCAACGCGAGGUCUGAAAGAGAACUGAGCUUUAAAAAGGGCGACACAUUAACGCUGUACACGCAGGUCAGCAACGAUUGGUGGCGAGGCGCUCUAGCUGGCAGGGAGGGACUGAUUCCUGACAAAUAUAUUAUGCUCAAGAUAAAGGAUGAGGAGCGUGAGAAGGAUCUUUUAAAAUCGUCCAGCGAGGAAUCUAUGCGCAGAAGAGCGUCUAGUUCGGCAGAUAGCGUAUUAUCGAGCAACAAUUCGCCAUUGAUGGGCCCAUCAGCGAAUCCGAGCACCUGGUCGUCCGGUGCGGCGUCCGACAUGUCGUCCGCCACGACAAACAUGAUAACGGACAAUAGUAACGCCAGCGGUAUUAUCGCGCCCGUUGUGACAAAUGUGCCCUGCAUUUCGUCGUCGGCGCAGCCGAUCAUCAGUCGAGAGGCUGAUUCGGUGACUUUAUCGAGGUCGGCCAGGGCAUCCACCCCUACGGAAAACGAGAAGCACUUGGAACAACAUUGGAAUAACGCAGACGAGGUUCUCCAGAUCGGCCUGGAGAACAAUGUCGACUGCAUCGACGGCGGUAACGCGAACUCUGUACAACAGCAGCAUCAACAACGAGGCGGAGACAGCAGCGAGGAGAUCGCCAACGGGAAGGAUCUGGGGAGCAACGUCCUGGCGACGAUGUCGUUGGAUGGUAUCGUGACGAAACGCGGUGGCACCGGUCGGAAGCAGCAUCAUUGGAAGUCGCAGAGCGUUGGCGAGAGCGUACUGACGCAGCAGCAUCAACAGCUGCAAUUGUUGUCGCAUGCAAAUUCUUUGCCGACCUCGGCGACGACAAUUGCUACGAUAGCGGCGGUGGCGACGGCGACGACGACGACAACAACGACAACAACUAUCGUAACGCCAGAUACCGAUGAGUCGCACCAAGAGCAGACGAAUUUUUCGGCGAACCGCGAGCUUUGGCAGCGUCGCGCCACCUCGCAGACGACGCAGUCGACCCCGAGGUCGUCGUCCUAUUCCCGCACGUCGCAGGAGUUUCGCGAGAUGCGACAGAAGCACACGCCCGACUUGGUAAUGGACCUGCCGCUGUCAGCGCAGGAUCCGAUUGGCAAAAAAUCCGCGUCGUCCAGCAGCCUGAGCAGUUCGGACGAGGAAACAACGAUGCCGUCGUCCCUGCUGGUGCCGCAGCAGCAGCAGCAGCAGCAGCAGCAGCAGCAGCAGCAACCCUCGCGAGCGGAAGCGGCCACAUCGCCGACCGGUGGUCCGGAGUCACCAGACAUGAGCACCGCCGCCGAGCGCUUUGCCAAGCAGAACCAGUGCACCCUGAAAAAAAACACAAAGACCGCGAAUUUGGAGAAUGCCGCCGGUAGCAACAAGCUAAAGCGGAUUGAAACAGCGACGGAGCACGCUGAUGGAACGGGUGUCGUCGUCGUCGUCGACGCGGAGAACGACGAGAUCGUCCGGUCGGCCAGUUCGAAUCAAAUCGCCAUCGAUAGCGUCGGCGGUAGCGGAGGAGGAGGCGGCGGCGGCGGCGGCGGCGGCGGCGGCGGAGGGAUGCCGCUCAGAUCACCCGUGCCGCCGCGCUCCACCCCCAAGAUCGUUGCCAAGUUCGCCGACAUGCAUUUGACUGGCGGCAGCCAGGUGGUUUCGUCGUUCAAACCGCAGGUCAAGGUCAAGCCGACGAUCCUGCGCAAACCAGUGCUGCCGUUCCCGCAUCCGCACAUGAGCCCCGAGCUCGCGCGCAAGAUCGAGAAGCAAGCGCAAAGCGCGGAGCAGGCCAACUAAAUUUUGUCAUAAGCGGCGGAGCCGCCAAGACAUCCAUACAUUUAUUCGCCCUCUUGACACUUCGGCAUUACUUCUCCGAAAACUUGAAAGCGACGCUCAAGACUAGAGAAAGGUUUUAAGAGAGACGCGCAAUUUGCAUUUUUGCCAAUUCUCGUGUCGAAUCCCUCUAGUCGCGACCGCUUUGCGAACGAUGUUACUUGACAAUAAUCGUUUCCUAUUGCGAGUGCGGAGUUGCGCGUGGGAGAUGUGAAAAAGGUAAAAGACGAGAAAUAUACACGGAACUUGAACCUUCACCGGAGCGUCAAGCCACGAUUGCAUCCGUCGAGAUCUCGCCGUGUCCGAGGUGUAGCGUUAUAGAUUUUAUAGCGAUGUACGAAAGCGCGACCACUCAUUGACCAGUUACUCCGCCCAGUCGCGAGGACUUUUACCGUAUUAAUUAUCGUGCCCGAAAAAACAAAAAGGAAAGCCACUGCGAGAUAGCGGCGCGCGUAUCGAAUCGAUGAUCUUAACGAAGCCGCGGCGCUAUCCUCGUGGAGACGAGUUUAUUUUUUCUACAGAUGUUUUCCAUUUUCGCAUAAUUUUUUUACCAAAUGAUCCGCGCGAAGCGAUGUUUCUAGUCAUCGAGCGAAGAUAAUGAGAGAGAGGGGGAGAGAGAGAGAGAGAGAGAGAGAGAGAGAGAGAGAGAGAGAGAGAGAGAGAGAGAGAGAGAGUGUGUGUGUGUGUGUGUGUGUGUGUGUGUGUGUGUGUGUGUGUGUGUGUGUGUGUGUGUGUGUGUGUGUGUGUGUGUGUGCGUGCGUGCGUGCGUGCGUGUGCGUGUGUGUGUGUGUGUGUGUGUGUGUAAGAAACAAGUUGAAUAUGUGUAAAAGAGAGAAAAGGAGCGAAAAAGAGACACGUUAACAUUGAAGAACGUGAACUUGUAGUAUUUGGUAUAAUUUAUUUUUUAGCGUGUGCCCAAUGUAUACGCCCAAUGAUGAAUUUUCUUGUUACUGUCGCUGUACUCUUGAUGAGUAUCGUUGCGAGUGGCAAGUGCGUUCGACGGUUCCUUUAUGUGCGAGCGAGUGCCAGUAAGAGUUUAAAGAGAAAAAGGAAAAAAGAAAGAAGAAAAAAGUGUGGCGUUUCCCAACCUUCUCAUCUCCCGAGACACCGAGACAACUUCCUAAUAAUGAAUCUACAUCUGUUUUCCGCGUUACAGAAAGCGGAGGUGUGUGUGUGUGAGCGUGCGUGCGUGCGCGUGUGUCUGUGUGUGUAUGAGAAAGAGAGAAGAUGGGGUCUUUCGGAUCCCGCGAGUCCCGCGACUUUUAUCGAUAGGUUUAUUGUAAUAGAGUACGUUACACUACUAUGUAUACCGCGUGCCGAUCUUAAUUAUAGGUACUAACUAAUCCAAACAGCGAUGUUCGAUAUAUUCGAGAUAAAAACAGCGAGCGAGCGAGAGAGAGAGAGAGAGAGAGAGAGAGAGAGAGAGAGAGAGAGAGAGAGAGAGAGAGAGAGAGAGAGAGAGAGAGAGAGAGAGAGAGAGAGAGAGAGAGAGAGAGAGAGAGAGAGAGAGAGAGAGAGAGAGAGAGAGAGAGAAGGAAAAGGGGAAAAAGGAGAAUUUACCUAGGUGAUUAUUACAACGCGAAUAUUAAUCGAUUGACGUAAGCCGUUGCUUGUUACAAUUCCGAUACCAAUGAGGCGGGAGAAAAGGAGAGAGGAAGAAAGAAAGGAAGAAUUAAGGAAAAUGGGAGACAGUACACUCUCCGCGACUUACCUCGAUGUUACUCCCGCACAUCCCUCUAUAAUUCGAUCGAGAGGAGCAAGAAGAAAAGAAGAACUUGUGAUUUAACGAUUUUAACUAUCGUAUAAAUUAAUGCGCGAAAAAAGAAUAUAUGUACCGUGUAAGCGUAUAUUCGCGAGAAGACCCGUUCGUUCAACAGGAUUUGCGUAAAUCAACAGCAAAUUCCAAGAUUUGCGCAUUUUAAAACUAAUGCGAUGUUCCCCUUACUUUAUGUGUGUAUCGACUAAAUGUUUAGCACGCGUUAAGCGGCUUUUGGCGUCACCGGUGUUGUUGUAAUCUCUAUCACGGAUAUCCACAUUGAUGUCCCGGUGCGCAUAAUAGAUAUGCGUUUCCAAAAGUUGUCGCAAAAUCCUCGUCUUCAAGGAGAGAUUCCAAUCUAAAAAACUAAAUAAACUUUGUGAUUUUUUAAAGGAGAGCUAUUAAACAAAAAAAGUAGAAUUUUUGAUACAUAUAUAUUUAUACCUAUGAAUUUUUAAAAGUCGCUAAUGGUAUAUUCAAUUUGUUGGCUCGACUCGACAAUUCCGAGUCAAUAAUCUAUUCUUUUCAGCUGUAAGAGAAAAAAUAAAGUCUGAAGGAAGUGCAGCAGAAAAGAAGAUAUCAUUGGCUCAAUUUCAGAUCAAGUCAAUAAAUUGAAUAUAUUAUAAGCUCGUAUUCUCGAUGCGCUAUAAAUUGUUAUAAGUACAUCCUUAUUUAAAAAAAAAACGCUCCUUGAUCGGAGUUUUAUUAAUUUAUAUUUUUAAUGUGGAUGAUAGCGACAUUUAUAAUUAAAAAAGUUUUUUUGGUUCAUUUAUUUCAGAUAAAUAGAAAUUCUUCAAUUAUGCCCGCCGUUUUAAGACGGGAUAUGUUUAGCAACUUAUAGAUUUGAAAAUAUUGAAUUUAGAAACUUUAAAAAAUUCAUGCAUAUAGUUUAAACAUAAAUAAAUAUGUAUCUAAAACUUUAUGUUUCCAUGUUCAACAGUUUUCCUUAAAAAUCAUAAAUAUUUAAUCUUGAAAAACAUUUUCUUCUUAAUUCUAUUGACAUUUUUAAUAGACUUGAGAUCGAGCUUUUCUUCGAUACUGCCUCGAUAUUACGCAUCUUUUUUAAUUGAAUGAACAUGCAAUUCAUUCAAUAUCUCGAAGUGAUGGUAAUUUGCAAAUAACAGAUUUCUAUUUUUUAAGCCCCCUGUGAUAUUCUCGGUAAAAAGAUUAAAGCUCCGGAUUAUAAAGUAAAUCUGUUGUUUAGGAUUAAUGUGUGUCGUAAAAAAUCAUAAACCGAAUAUAAUUCGGGGAAAAAAUUUGAACUACAACAGCACUGGUUGAUGUGAGAAUCGCUUAACAUUGCAGGCGCUAUACCCACCACACUUAUGUACCAAAGUACCAAAGCGAAAAGAAUACGCCCCUCGUUCACACGUUGACUCGUACAAUAAUUUGUGAUUACAUCAAUCUUCAUAUCCGGUUUUUCGGUCUUUAAACGUUACUCCGUCUACAUUACUCGGUCUCUCCUUUUCUUCUCUUUUUUUUGUCUUGCAUCAGUAGACUGCGUAUUUUUGUAUAGCAAUCUCUCCGUUUCUCUUUUUUUUUACGUGGCACCUACUGCCAAUAACGAUUUUUAAACGAAUCUGUAAACGUAAUUUAAUACGCAUAUAAUUUAGUGUAGUCACGUCUUAUCAAUGGAUGGUCCGAGAGGAGCGUAAUAGCUUAAUUGAUAAUCUCUCCCAUUAAGGCUAAUGACACAUAUGAAUAUCGAUAAUAAACGAACUUACAGGCUAUACUA